This is a messenger RNA of Aspergillus nomiae NRRL 13137, 1923 nucleotides long. Its product is annotated as HET domain-containing protein. The coding region runs from base 1 to 1923 and encodes 640 amino acids. The record is from RefSeq and is a predicted model, not a curated record. The transcript has a single exon. Lineage: Eukaryota; Fungi; Ascomycota; Eurotiomycetes; Eurotiales; Aspergillaceae.
AUGGCAGACCAUCUACACGACUAUCCUCUCGAUUGCGCUAGGAGGGACAUCAGGCUUUUAACAAUUUUACCCGCUGGGAUGUCUAAAGCUCCUAUUAGAUGUUCCCUGCGGGUUGCAUCAUUGGACACUUUCCCUGAAUAUGAGGCCAUCUCGUAUGUAUGGGGUGACACUCGAGAGAUGAAUGAGAUCCUACUGGACGGCCGUACAAUCCCGGUCCCAAAGAAUGUCCGCCGAAUCUUGCAAAGACUCCGCCACCGCACGAAGCGACGUGUUUUAUGGAUCGACUUUGUCUGCAUUAAUCAAGACGAUGUAGUAGAGAAGAAUACCCAGGUUCCCUUGAUGAGUGCAAUAUAUGCCAAUGCUACAUCUGUGCUCGCCAUCAUCAGCUUGGAUAACCUCUGUGACAAUACGGCAGAUGCCAUGAAGUGGCGGAAGAUGUCCGACAUGGAGAGUCGGAAAUGGAAAGGCGCAUGCUGGUGGAUAAAAGGCGUUCUAUGCCGGAUAUCAGUGCGGUAUGAAAAGCGCUUUUCUGUCUCUCUUGGGAACAUUCUCGAUUUUAAUCACCAUUUUUGGCUCGCGGAGUACUGGACGCGAAUGUGGACAUUUCAAGAAUAUCGAUUGUCACGAAGGAAGCCACCAAUCUGCAUAUGUGGCGAUGUAGAAUUCCCAGCCAAAACUGAGUUCGAUCGUUUUUGGACAUGCUACGAAGCAACAGACCAAUUUUUUAAGAUGCAUUCUAAGGUUAUAACCGGGAGACGGAUGCGAUUAGAAGACCACUACGUAGAGAUGAAAGCACACAGGAAAGAGCUGUCUGAGGAGGCAUCCAGACGAGAUUUUAUAAUCUCCAGCCAUACGUGGACCUCGGAGAAGGACGAGAUAUCGUUGCUAAGCCUCCUGGAGGAAACAAGCAGCCGCAAGUGUCAAAAUCCCAAAGACAAAAUAUAUGCCUUAUAUGGUCUUCUUCCAUCAUUACAGAGGGAAUAUCCGCCGGAUUAUAACAAGCCUCUGUGCCAAAUUAUUUUCGAAACAGCAAAGCACCUUCUGCAAGAGAGAUUCGAAAAUAUCGUUAUGCUAGAUCGGUUCUGCCUGCGGAAGGAUCGGCUGGAGAACGUUUCGAUUCCUUCUUGGGUGCCGGAUCUCACAACGACAGUUAAGGUGUCCACGGCCAAUGAAUGGGCUUCUUACUCUAGAAGGCUUUCACCCUGCCGUGAUAUCCAACCAAUCUGGCAGCCACGGUGCGAUCCUGUCACGGAAGAUCCUUCUGCCCUACGAAUAUCAGGGCGUCUGAUUGGAAAAUGCAGACCAAUGUUUCAGUUCGCAUCCGACGUGAAGAGCGUCCUGGCCCAAAUGAAGGGGGUAAUUAAAAUACACGGCGAUGGGCACCAUGUGUGGGAUAAUGUCUGGGAGCCUGAGAACAUCCCACACAGAUUCCUUCGAGCAUGCGGUGUUUUUUCCGAAUAUAGCCAUGCCGCAUUUAAUAUCGACUGCCCGAGAUUUUUCUUGACAAGGCUAUGCGCCGUAUUCCAGACAUUAGACUUGAUCCACCAAGAUACUGACACAAUCCUGGAGACGUUAGCCGCAGCGGGGUUUGGAUUUCUGAGAGAUCUGGUGCCAAGACUAUAUAGCAUCAAAGUGUUUACUAUCCAUCAUACAUCCUCUAUCGGCUUUGGCCUCAGUGAACAAAAUGUGGAAGAGGACGACCAGGUGAUCGUUGGCGUUUAUCAGCUCGGCAUUCCCGUUGUACUGCGACAAGGCUAUGGCAUAGACGAUAAUAGUGACCAAGUAUACUAUAAGUUGGUAGGUUUUGCUUAUGUGGACGGAAUCUGUAUUGGUGAUAUGGAUUGGUCUGAGGGUAUGAAACAGUCUACUCCAUAUCUUCGCCAUCUGUGUACAGUGUCAUACGAGGAGGUUCUUUUAAACUGA